Molecule: messenger RNA, 2585 nt
Organism: Halteromyces radiatus
Lineage: Eukaryota; Fungi; Mucoromycota; Mucoromycetes; Mucorales; Cunninghamellaceae
Product: fungal-specific transcription factor domain-containing protein
Exons: 4
Coding region: 91-2490 (799 amino acids)
Biological process (GO): DNA-templated transcription; regulation of DNA-templated transcription
Molecular function (GO): zinc ion binding; DNA-binding transcription factor activity, RNA polymerase II-specific; DNA binding
Source: RefSeq, a predicted model, not a curated record
UUUUUUUUUUUUAAUCAAAUAAAAAAGAAAAGUUUCUUUCUUUACUUCUCUUUUCCCGUGUUAUUUUUCUUUUCUGUUAUUUCACUUGAAAUGGAAACUGAGCAACAGCACAAACGGCAACGUGUAUCCAAGGCUUGUGAACAAUGUAGAGGCAAGAAAACCAAGUGCGAUGGGCAACUUCCUAGUUGUGGAAUCUGUAGAUCACAAAACAUUACAUGUACAUAUAAGGCUAUUACAAAGAAGCGGGGACCUCCAAAAGGAUAUAUUGAAGCUAUUGAAGGACGUCUACAUCGUUUGGAAGCAUUGAUUGGAAGUAUUAUUCAAGAAGAUGAUCCUCGGUUCCAAGCGAUAUUGAAUGAAUUGAAUGCUCCACUACAAACCGUCAAUGGUGAGCUGAUUCGACCACGAAGAGCAAAUGCUGUCACUUCAUCCUAUGAUACCGUUUCUCCAACAUCAACAACAGCACCAUUAUCAUCAUCAGUAACUGAAGUACAAAAUGCAGGUUUAUCUCAAUAUUUAGAAUCAUCAUCAUCACUACCUCAACAAUCGCGAGAACGGAUUCAUCAACAAUCACAAGUAGACUAUAAUGAAUUGAGUAGUCAUGAAAGCGAUAUCUCACCCACUGUCAAAGUAGAAGAGGAUGUAGAAACCAGCGAUAAUUUAGGCAAUCUCUCUGUGGAUGAAAGUGGACAACUACGAUAUUAUGGCAAGUCAUCUGGAUUUUACAUGUUACGCAAUAGUCAAAACUUUCGAAAUGGUGCCUUCCGGUUCAAUUCUAGAGGAUAUCGUGGUGAUUCAAAAAUGAACCCAUUAGAACAACUCAUCAUUGAUCCAUUUGAACUACCUCCAGCCGAUCUAUCAAAAAUUCUCUUGGAUCUCUAUUUUGAUCACUUUUAUACUCUGCUGCCUAUUGUGCACAAGGAUUCUUUUCGGCAAGCAUAUGAAAAUACCACAAAUCCUCCUUCUCACCUAUUACUGAACGCUAUUUAUGCUGUCGCCUCUCGGAUAUGCUCUGAUGAACGUGUACGAACUACUCCUGAUCAACCGGAAACUGCUGGUGAUAUCUUUUUUGAACGAGCUAGGAUUCUUUUGGAUUUCGAAUAUGAUGAUUUCAAGGUAUCUACGGUACAAUCUCUUCUUUUGAUGAGUAGUCAUCAGAACGGCGCUUUGAAAAGUAUUCGUGGAUGGAUAUACAGUGGAAUGGCUUUCCGAAUGAGUCAAAAUCUUGGAUUACAUUGUAACUGUGAUUCAUGGGACUUGACACAUACUGAAAAAGAAGAACGAAAACGAGUGUUUUAUUGUUGCUUUGUGAUUGAUCGUUUAUCAAGUGCUAUGCAUGGACGAUCGCCUGUGGUGGAUGAACGUGAUUGUGAUGCUCCUUACCCUCAGGACAAUGACAAAUGUGAUCUAGACAAAAGUGGAAUCAAGAUUAUGGACAACUUUCAUGCUUUGAUCAAACUAUGUGAUAUCCUAGGUUGUGUUCUACGUGAUGUAUAUUCUGUAAGAGGAAGACAACAAUUGAAACGAAUGACAUCUCCUGAUGUUCUUGUGUCGAAACUGGAUAAAGCAUUAAACAACUGGAUGUCGAAAUUACCAGUAUCAGCACGAUAUCGACCACCGAACACUCGAAUAGCAGAAGAAGCACCAGCACCAUCUUUAGCAUUAUGUCAAAUUCAUAUGCUCUAUUACACCACAUUGAUUUUACUACAUCGACCAUUUAUCCCUGGACCAACACAAACCCAAUCCCCAUCUGUUUUUCCCUCACGUGAAAUAUGUACAUAUGGUGCCAAUAAGAUCUUGGAUAUUGUGGUGUCAUUGAUGAAGGAAAAGCGGCUCAAGAAUGUUAACAAUUACACACUGUAUUUUAUGUUUACAGCAGGCAUUAUCUUUAUCAACGAUGCAUCAUCUCCGGAUAGUAUGGAUGCUUUUGAGGCCAAGAUUAGUAUCAACAAGAUUAUUCAUGCAAUGGAUACAGUGGAAACAACAUGGAUUACUUCGGCAAGACAUUCCAAUAUACUUGGUGAAUUAGCAGGAUUACGUGAUAUCAAUUUGGAAGUGGUGAAUGAAAAUUUCAAACGAACUAUGCAACAACAACAACAAGAACAAGAACAACGAAAAAGACAACAACAACAAUCAGCAUCUAUUGUCAUGCCCAAUUCGCCUGUUCUCAAUACCAAUGAUUCAUUCUCAACUAUACAACCACAAAACAAUCAAGGAUCAUCCUUUCAAUCUACUUAUUCAAAUCGAGGUACAGGUAGUACAACACCUAGUAUUAUGGAUAGCUAUAUAGAUGAUCGUCUUAGUACCAGUUCUAGAUCGCCUUCAACUUCAUCCAUAUUAUACGAUAAGCCAACACUGGAAGCUAAUACUACUCUAGAGAAUGAUAGACCUUUUGAUCCUCUCGGUACUGCCUUCUUUGGUGUUCCCUCCUCUUUUGAUGUGAAUGAAUGGACUUACUAUUUGAAUAGAAUGAAUCAACAACAAUCUUGAUACUCAUAUUAGUUAGUUCAUCCUUUUUUUUUUAUGUUAUGAUUUAAUAAUAUAUUCAUUAUUACUAGUAUGGCGUUUCGCCUUUCUCCAUUUCA